Molecule: messenger RNA, 2064 nt
Organism: Saccostrea echinata
Lineage: Eukaryota; Metazoa; Mollusca; Bivalvia; Ostreida; Ostreidae
Exons: 2
Coding region: 87-1787 (566 amino acids)
Molecular function (GO): protein binding; zinc ion binding
Source: RefSeq, a predicted model, not a curated record
ACUUGGUUGAACUUCACUGAAAAAACAAGCAAUAAACAAACUGAAUUUGAUCACAUAUUUUGUAAUCUGCUUCCUUAAUUAUCCAUAUGGACCCGUGGUUCAGUGACCAGGAUGUCCUACUCUGUGACCUGUGUGAGACACCUGUUCCUCCAAUGUAUUGUGACUUUUGUCAUAUCAAACUCUGUAAAGCCUGUGUAGGGGAGCAUCUCUCUGAUUUAUCUAAAGAACAUAAAGUGGUGCCAUACAAACAAAAGGGAACUACACCUAAAUAUCCCAGAUGUCAGACCCAUGUUGGAAAACUGUGUGAACUUCACUGUAAGGAAUGUGACCUUCCUGUUUGUUUGCUCUGUCUUGCAUCCAAUUUUCACAAAGGACAUAAUUUAUUGAAUUUACUUGAGGUAAAUUUAUCCAAUCAAGAGGCUGUAGAAAAAGAUCUUGAUGAAUUAUUAAAUUCAAUAAGCCCUAAAUAUGAAGAAAUUUCAGCAGAGAUACAGAGAGAAAAAACAGGCCUGGAAAAACAUUACGAGAAACUGACAACAGUUGUCAUCAAACAAGGAGAAGACUGGCACAGAGAAAUUAACAUCAUUGUCAACAAACAAAAAUUUGAAAUUGAUGAGAUGAAAACUAAACACCUGGCUGCUCUAAAUAAACAGGAAAAAGAAAUCACUGGUAUAAUCUCAGAAGUGAAACAGUGUAUUCUUGAUCUGAAGAGAAUACUGGACUCCAAUUGUGUCUCCCUUACCUCUGCAUACAAAUCCAGGAAUGUUGAAUUCAGAUGUUUUCCUCCUAAAGUCUCAUUACCAAGUUUCUCUCCUCAUCAGAUCAACACAGAACAGCUCCAUCAAAUGUUUGGUUCUCUGUCAGCAUUAUCCAUUACGACAGACGAACAUGGCUACACAAUGAAGACACCAGAAGCUGAAUACUGUCCUCCAGUCAAACCACUGCUUGAUGAACCAGAGCUCAUCACCACCAUAGACACUGGGUAUAAAUAUCUAUACAGUGUUACCUGUCUCAGUGAUGAAGAAAUCUGGACAUGUGGAUUAGACAAAAUCAUGAAACUCUACAACCUCCAGGGCAAACUACUGAAGUCAAUCCAAACCAAGUCUGGGAACACACCACGUGAUAUAGAAGUGACAAGGAGUGGAUAUCUAAUUUAUACUGACCCUAAUACAAGGACUGUAGACAUAGUGAAGAAUAGGCAGAUACAGGAAGUGAUCAGACUACAGGGGUGGACACCUCACUAUGUCUGUAGUAUCUCCUAUGGUGACUUUCUGGUUACCAUGGUCAGUGAUGAUGAUAAACAAUCAAAAGUUGUCCGUUACUCUGGCUCCACAGAAACACAAACCAUUCAGUUUGAUACUGAAGGUAAACCUCUGUAUUCAUCUCACUACCUUAAAUACAUCAGUGAGAACAGGAACCUGGAUAUCUGUGUAGCUGACAAUGGAGCUGGUGCAGUAGUGGUGGUUAAUCAGGCAGGAAGACUCCGAUUUAGAUACACUGGUCAUCCCUCUAAUAACAAGGGAUCAUUCUUUCCACUUGGCAUCACAACAGACAGCCAGAGUCAGAUCCUGACAGCAGACUGUGAAUAUCACUGUAUCCACAUCCUAGAUCAGGAUGGACAGUUCCUCCGUUACAUUGAUAACUGUAACUGUGACCUACAGUUUCCAUGGGGUUUAUGUGUAGACACCAGAGACAACAUCUUUGUGGUCGAGUUGAACAGUGGUAAAGUGAAGAAAAUCAAAUACAAUCAUGUAAACAGUGACAUACAGUCGUUUGACCAGUUCUGAAUUUUGAUCAGUUCCGAAUAAUUAAUAAUUUAAGAGCUGAUAAUUAAUAAAUUCAAAAGUGUAAACAUAAAUUCAUACAUAUGGUAUGAAGGCUUAUCUAUGAGUGUUAGAAUUAUGUGAAGUUUUGAUUUUUUGCUGUCAGUUUGUGUCCGCUAUCAUACUUGAAACAGGUGACAUACUUUUACAAUUCAACAAAUCUGAAUCACCGCGACACGUUUGUCUGCAGAAAAACGUCUGUAAAGACAUCAAUUUUUCACAUAAAAUAACAUUUCAACUA